AGGUUACAGUGGGUGCAGUAAUCGUGGCACAUAAGGUGGACAGGAAGAGCAUUGAAAUUUCUUAUUGAGGAGGUGGUUUGUGAAUGAACACAGCUGUAUCACAUUUUGUUUAAACUCUAAAGUAGAUUUCUUUUGUUUGAAUUUUAACUUGAUUGACACUUAUUAUGCUCUAACAUUAAUUCUCUGUUUUCUUUGAACUAAAAUAAUGAUUUGAAUCUUAUCUUUUGUAAACAUAGGAUUGUAGCUGUUUUAUUUUCUUAGAAGACUUUUACUCCAAUACAGUUUAUUAUCUCAUAUGACUUGAAUGUUUUUAUUGAUAACACACCAAGGAAAUCAUCCUCAUACAGACCAAUUUUGUUUUAAAGAAAUGCAUUGGGAACUGGUAUAUUUUUUACUGUAAUGGGAAAUAUUAAAUUCUAUAGCUGGUUUUACAUUGCUACAGAUUGAAAAAUGUGAUGGGCCAUUUGGAUGGUUGCAGUGCUUUUCCUCGACUUGCAGUAGGAAUUGGAAAUCCUCCUGGAACUAUGGACUUGAGAGCAUUUCUUCUACAAAAAUUCAGUUCUGUGGAACGAAAGCAGAUUGAUGCUUCAUUGGAGCAAGGAGUUGUAGCUGUAAGAACAGUUGUGCUCAGAGGCUUUGACCAGCAUGUCAAUAAAUUCAAUUUAGGGCAAAAGUACAAGUACCAUAAAGUGUAAUUUCACUCAAAUGGAUGAGCCAAUUUUGGCUUUAGAUGAAAUUGAUGUGUAUGUUAGCAGAUAGCAAUUAUACCUCAGAAACUUGUCAUGAGUCA
Molecule: messenger RNA, 790 nt
Organism: Vigna angularis (adzuki bean)
Lineage: Eukaryota; Viridiplantae; Streptophyta; Magnoliopsida; Fabales; Fabaceae
Product: chloroplastic group IIB intron splicing facilitator CRS2-A, chloroplastic-like
Exons: 3
Coding region: 456-695 (79 amino acids)
Molecular function (GO): peptidyl-tRNA hydrolase activity
Source: RefSeq, a predicted model, not a curated record